Messenger RNA from Plutella xylostella (diamondback moth), 1301 nucleotides. NCBI's taxonomy places the organism in Eukaryota, Metazoa, Arthropoda, Insecta, Lepidoptera, Plutellidae. The record is from RefSeq and is a predicted model, not a curated record.
UUAUGAUUGUGGUGUUUGUAUAUCAGGUAGUUGUAGAAACUAUGAGACUAUUAUAAGAGGGUAGGUUUUUGUGUCGUGUUGCAUUCUUGAAUAAACGGCCAUACAAGACAGUCGCGUUCUAUUAUUCACCCUUACCUAAUAUAUCACAGUGGCUAACGAGGAUAAUUACCAGUGUUAAUUGCGUGCAUUAUCAAGAUUCACAAUGUCUAUCGGUCGAGUCGGUGAAUUCGAUGUGAAAAACGGUACGUGGUCGUCAUACGUGGACCGGAUAAAUAUGUACUUUAAAGUGAACAAUGUGGGUGAGAACUUGAAAUUACCGACUUUAAUUGCCGUGAUGGGGGACGAGGCAUAUGAGUUGCUGGUAAAUUUAGCGAGCCCUAAAGUACCAGCGGAUAUAACAUAUGAAGAGGCGGUGAAACUGUUGGAAAAUCACCUCCAACCUGCCCCAUCGGUGCUAGCGGAACGGUACCGGUUUCGUCAGAGGAGACAGAACGCGGGGGAGAAUAUAGCCGGGUACGUGGCGGAGUUAAAAAGGCUGUCACGGAAUUGUCGUUUUAAAGACGGACUAAACGAAAACCUAAGGGACCAGUUCGUAUGCGGCCUUCGCAGUGAUGUGACACGGCAAAGGCUAUUUGCCGAAGAUGACGCAAUAGUGUUCUCGGAGGCGGUGAAGAUCGCCACUUCUCUAGAAGCGGCGGAGCGAGACUCAGCCGCGGUCGAGGCAAUGGGGCCACCACGGGAGGAGGCGCCGGGAGCAGCAGAGAGCGUCAACGUGCACGCGGUCAGCGUGCGGGGGAGCAGCGAGGGCGGCCGAGGGCGCGGGCGUGGGCGCGCACCACGCGGCCGCGGACCACGUGGCGCGCCGGCGGGCGGCGGCGGCAGGGGCGCAUACCUCCGACGCUGCGCCGGAUGCGGCGCGGUGGACCACGAAUAUGCCAGCUGCCGGUUCCAGAGCUACGUGUGCAGUAGAUGCAGGCGCACGGGUCACCUGCGGCGCAUGUGCCCCGAGCGUGACGAGCGGGCGGCGGGGCCGGCGGGCCGGGCGGCUCGCUACCCGCUGCACUACGGCGAGCCGGCUGAGGACCACGAGGAGGUGGAGGUCCAGGCGGACCAGCACUUGGACCAGGAGCUGCACCAGUUGUGCUUGAACGAUUAUAGGGCGAUAUAAGGAGCUGCUGAGUGGCGGACUGGGCCGCUUCACGGGCGGCGCGGCGCGGCUGCGCGUGCGCGAGGGCGCCGUGCCCGUGUUCCAGCGCGCGCGGCCGCUGCCCUACGCGCUGCGGGAGCGCGUGGACCGCGAG